AUGGGCAACCGUCGCACCCAAAAUACAGCUGCACCCCUACAACCACAACAGCUACAACUACAACUACAACUACAACAGUCAUCACAGUUACAGCUACCACCCUCAAGACCAACACCAACCGUAGUCGUCGCCUCCGGGAAAAAUUCGCAGCAACCUUCUGUCCUUUCUAUUCGCAAAUCUCUUUCUUCACCAACUAAAGAUCUCAUUCCUCCUGUUACUAUCCUACAGUCUUCUUCACACGAGUCUCUUGCAGGCAAGCCAAAACCUCCCCCAAAACCUAUCAUGAAAAAGUCUUUGCCAAAAGCCCAGCAACCUAGGAUUAAGUCGGCCAGAUCUAUCGAGUCAUUCAAUGAACGUUCUCAACCACAAACCCAGUCUCAGCCACAGUCCCAACCACAGUUGCAUCCACAUCCAAAUCUAAAUAUACAUCUACAACCACCGCCACCGCCACCUCCAAUAAGGAUGGCUAGUGCGUCUAGAUUUGGAAAGAACCUCUUGCCAGUCUGGCUAGGUGGAGGAGCUCCAACUGUUACUGUAACCGAAGAUCAGAAUAUUACGCCAGAUCCAGUAGAGGCUCCCAAGGUUGCCAGCCCUCAAUCUGCCACUAGCCCCGAAAGCCCGUCUGAGCUCUUGAAUACUUUUGAAACAUUGUUGGCAAGUUGUUCACAAACAAAUUAA
This is a messenger RNA of Phycomyces blakesleeanus NRRL 1555(-), 678 nucleotides long. RefSeq lists its product as hypothetical. Bases 1 to 678 code for a protein of 225 amino acids. Lineage: Eukaryota; Fungi; Mucoromycota; Mucoromycetes; Mucorales; Phycomycetaceae. The transcript has a single exon. The record is from RefSeq and is a predicted model, not a curated record.